AAAGGCUGGAGGCUGCUUCCUCUCUAUUUGGCUGGAGGAAGGGAAGCGCAGAGAAAAGAGAGACACAAAUACAUACAACUUUUUUCUGCACUCCCCCCUCCUCCUCCCCCCUGUUUCUUUCCUUUCUUUUUUUGCAGUUCUUUCCUGCUUUGCAUGUCAGGCUUCCUGCAUUUGUCCCAGCAGGCAGGCAAAAGCGCACCAACCAUGGACAAGGGCUGAGCCCAGAGGACCGUUAGCUUGGCAAAGGAGGAAAGAGAGAAGGAAAAAAAGAAAGAGAAAAAAGAAAAGAGCCAAGGACUGAAGCCUGGUGGAAAGUCUCCUUUGCAUUCUUUUUCUCUGAGCCUGCUCCUUCCCCUCCUUUGGGCAUUUUUUUGCUUUUGCAGCUGCAGGGCUGCUCCUGCCAAGGCUGUGCGCUCUUGGCACCGGUUGCGCGUGCCAAAAGGGAACCCAGCGGUGCACAGACCAUGGCCAGCGACUGCAGCGCCCGGAGCCUGGAUAGCCUGGACCUCAGCACCCUCAGGGAUCCAGCAGGGAUAUUUGAACUAGUACAAGUUGUUGGAAAUGGAACAUAUGGACAAGUAUAUAAGGGUCGCCAUGUGAAGACUGGGCAGCUAGCAGCAAUCAAAGUUAUGAAUGUGACUGAGGAUGAGGAAGAAGAAAUCAAACUGGAAAUAAAUAUGUUGAAGAAAUAUUCCCAUCAUAGGAAUAUUGCAACAUAUUAUGGUGCAUUUGUAAAGAAAAGUCCUGCAGGCCAGGAUGAUCAGCUGUGGUUGGUAAUGGAAUAUUGUGGAGCUGGAUCUGUAACAGACUUGGUGAAGAAGACAAAAGGGAACUGUUUCAAGGAAGACUGGAUUGCAUAUAUUUGCAGAGAGGUUCUCAGGGGCUUAGCACACCUGCAUCUUCAUCAUGUUAUCCACCGAGAUAUUAAAGGGCAGAAUGUUCUCCUAACAGAAAAUGCUGAAGUGAAGUUAGUGGAUUUUGGAGUGAGCGCACAGCUAGACAGGACGAUUGGAAGGAGGAAUACAUUCAUUGGGACCCCAUACUGGAUGGCACCUGAGGUCAUCGCUUGUGAUGAAAACCCAGAAUCUACGUAUGACUACAGAAGUGACUUGUGGUCGCUGGGCAUCACAGCUAUAGAGAUGGCUGAAGGAGCUCCCCCUUUGUGUGACAUGCAUCCCAUGAGGGCUCUGUUUCUCAUUCCACGAAAUCCUCCCCCAAAACUGAAAUCCAGAAAAUGGUCAAAGAAAUUUCUUAACUUUGUUGACAGUUGCUUGGUUAAGAAUUACAUGCAUCGCCCAGCUACAGAAACCCUACUCAAACAUUCCUUCAUCAGGGACAUGCAGAAUGAACGGCAAGUACGCAUCUUGCUGAAGGACCAUCUUGACAGGACGAGGAAGAAGAAGGGAGACAAAGAUGAAACUGAGUAUGAAUACAGUGGAAGUGAGGAAGAAGGUGAUGAGCUGAAUGAAGAUGAAGGAGAACCAAGCUCCAUUGUUAAUCUCCCUGGCGAAUCCACCCUCCGGCGUGAAUUCCUGCGGCUUCAGCAGGAGAACAAAAGUCGUUCUGAUCCUCAGUGCCAGCAGCAGAUCCAGCAACAGCAGCUGAAAGACCAGGAGAAGUACAAAAAGCAGCUCUCCGAAGAGAGGCAGAAAAGAAUUGUGGAACAAAAGCUGCAGAGGAAAAAGUUGGAGGAUCACCAGAAGAGGGAAGAGCUACGGAAGCAUCUGGACCUUGAAAGGAGACGUCCGGAGAUCAAGGCUGCUCUAAGCAAAAGUGAAAAGGAUAAAGACAGCAGGAGGAAUAAUGAAGAUAUGCAAUGCAAAGUGGAUGGAGUCAAGAAAUCGGACAACCAGCAGAAAAAAGCUGAAGAAUCACUUCAUGGUAAGAAGCUUCAUCGGACUCUUCCCAAAGAUCAAACACAACUGCUUUCUCUCCAACAUGAUCACAAGCAAAAAGCUAAAGAUCCUCCCAAGAUCCUCAACCCUCCCGCACGUCAUCCAUCAAACUGUACAAGCAAAGAGACAGAGAACAAGUGUAAGAAGAGUGACCAUCUACAAACUGAUCUCAACUGGGCAGCUGUUCUUGGACAUGAACAUGCCACCUCUCAUGGUAGACUAGGUUCUGGCAGUAGCUCUAGUCCAUGUACCCCAGCUUUGCAAAGAGCGGUGAUGUCUCAGAAUGAAAGCCUACGGACCAGUCGUGAUCUGUAUCAUAGCAGUUCAUUGUCCGAUGUAGCUGUGACAUCAACAAGCCCCAGUCAGGAUGACGUCUUCUGGAAUAUAUGUCAGCCUGAAGAACAGCCUCCUAAGGUUCCUCAAAGAACAACAUCAAAAUUCUACAACAGGGAUCAUCUGGGUCAUCAGAGUUACCCUUCAAGCACACCUCAGCUGUCCCUAGGGGAAUAUGCAGCAAAACCUAACAGCAGGAGCUCCAGUGGCAACAGGCAAAGGGAUUUGGUGUUUCAUCAAAACAACCGAUUGACUUCAGGAUCAUCCAGACUACACAGCCACCAUCAAUCCUAUAAGAAACCAGAAAAUGCAUCACAUCCAUGCCAUAUUUCAAGUCCACCCUUCUUGGUCAAGGGGAAAGACAGCAACUUGCUCCGGAAAUCAUUAGAAUAUUCAUCCUCCAGUGAUGAAGUGUGCAGCAGUGAUGAUGAUGACAACAACAACCUCAAUGAUGGCAGUUGUGGCAUCAGGCAACCGCUCAGCAAUGGAGUGACAGGUUUCUCAAGGGCCAAAGCUCCAGAUGGGAUUGAACUGAAACCUCAGAGUGCAGGAAUGGAUCACAAGGAUCAUGUUGCAGGAAAACUCAGCUGUAGUACUCAUGAAGGAUUUUGGAGCAUGAGCAACCAAAAUUAUCUUCUCCCAGACCUUUUGCAGCAGAGCCAGAUUUCAGACUGUUCAGCAAACCAGCUAAAAGAUGCUGAGAACAGUCCAGAAUCCCAGAGCAAGCAUGUUUCUAAUAAGGCACCAAGCACUGACAAUACCUCUUCAAAAGGUAGCUCCUCAUCUACAGCAUCAUUUACUUCAUUCAUUGACCCCCGGCUUCUACAAAUAUCACCUCCAUCCAGUCCAACAGGACCAAACUGUGGUUCCCCAUCCAAUGUGAAACCCGAGCCCACCAGUAGACAGAAUGCAAGAAAAGGUUCUGUUGUCAAUGUGAAUCCCACUAACAUCCGGCCUCAGAGCGACAGCCCAGAAAUUCGCAAAUAUAAAAAGAAGUUCAAUUCAGAAAUCUUGUGUUCUGCAUUGUGGGGGGUGAAUUUACUUGUGGGGACAGAGAAUGGACUGUGGCUUCUGGACAGAAGUGGGCAAGGAAGAGUCUACUCACUGAUAACCAGGAGGCGGUUUCAGCAGAUGGAUGUGCUUGAAGGACUCAAUGUGUUAAUUACCAUCUCAGGCAAGAAGAAUAAGCUACGGGUAUACUAUUUAUCUUGGUUACGAAACAAGAUCUUGCGAAACGAUCCUGAUGUAGAGAAGCGACAAGGCUGGGUAUCUGUGGGUGACCUGGAAGGCUGUGUGCACUACAAAGUCGUGAAAUACGAGAGGAUCAAAUUUCUUGUGAUUGCUGUGAAAAACUCGGUUGAGGUUUAUGCCUGGGCUCCGAAACCAUAUCACAAAUUCAUGGCCUUUAAGUCUUUCACCUCACUUCAUCAAAAACCGCUGUUGGUGGACUUGACAGUUGAGAAUGGGCAGAGGUUAAAAGUCAUCUAUGGUUCACCAGUCGGGUUCCAUGCUAUCGAUGUGGACUCUGGCUCCGUGUAUGACCUCUACCUGCCAACACAUAUCCAGGGAAAUAUUCAUCCUCAUGCUAUUAUCAUCCUCCCAAACACCAGUGGAAUGGAACUUCUGCUCACCUAUGAAGAUGAAGGGGUCUACGUUGACAUUUGUGGGCACUUCUCGAAGGAAAAUGUUUUACAGUGGGGAGAAAUGCCAGCUUCUGUAGCUUACCUUCAGUCCAAUCAAGUCAUGGGCUGGGGAGAGAAAGCGAUUGAAUUGCGGGCGGUGGAGACGGGAAACCUGGAAGGAGUCUUUAUGCACAAGAAAGCACAGAAGCUGAAAUUUCUGUGUGAAAGGAAUGAUAAGGUAUUUUUUGCAUCUGUUCAGUCUGGAGGCAGCAGCCAAAUUUACUUUAUGACACUGGGCCAGAAUGUACUAUUCAACUGGUAAAUCAUAUCAGGAAGAAGUAUAUUUUGAUUUUUUCCCCACUGGAUGUGCGCUGUUUUAAAAUGCAAGCUGGUUGCUGAAGCUUGCACAUUUUCCCAAGGAGAAAGGGAAAAAAUAUUAUCAUUAGACUAUCCUUCAAUUGUGGGGAAAUUCAAUUUUCCUUUCUAACUAUUGCAACUAUAUAUUUGGCUGUUUUAUAAUUACUGUUAUUAACUUUUUUAAAAGUUAAAGGCAAAUAUGCCAUUUGAACAACAUGCAGCUGUAUGACAAUUGUAUUGAGGUUAGGAAAUUCCCCUGUCUAUAAAACAUGCCCAGGUAUAUAUUUUUGCACAAAUAUUGUGAUGUUGUUUCGUUAAGUGCCCAUGUUUUUUACUUUGGGGAAAAUUAUGUACAGAUAGGCUUAUUUGGUGCAUAUGCAUCUCGCCAAAAGCUAGACAUUUACUAAAUUAGUUUUGUGUGGUUUUGCUGUUCUUACUUAAGCAGCUGUAUUCUUCUUCAUCUCAGAGCUAAGAAGAAAUGUUUCCUUAUUUUUUUUAGAGAGAAAAAAGCCUUGUGAAGCUUUUUCUUUCUUUCAAGGAGGGCAUCUUCUGGAAAACUGCAGCUGUUUGCACCCUCAGCUGUUUUGGGUUGGCUGCAUCUCCCCAGGGCCACUCCGUCUGAAUUUUUAUAAGGCUGUAUAAUGAUACCUGGACAAUGUUCUGCCAUGUAUAUUGCUGUAGAAUGUACAUCUAAGGAUAUUUUAAAUAGCAAUAAAUCAUUCAUAGACAUGGAUUUCAGGGUGGAGGGGACGGAUCCUGCAACCUUAACUUGCACAGUAGCCUUUAAUAAUCCAAUGAGCUGGCUCAUCCAAGAUAGGAUCCAAGCUCUUUGUAAGUUUUGUGUGUGUGUCUUUCAUUUCAUUUCAUUUGUUUGAAUCUCGUCUAUCUCCUAACUUCAGCCGAAAACAUCUUUAAAUGUAUAGGCCUGUAAAUAUGUUCUCUUACCACCUUGAAUAAAUUCAUAUUUAAAUACAUCCAUGGAAACAACCCAAAGAAACCAAGGGGAAUAAUUAACAGGGAUUUCUCAUUAUAAUGUGCUCUUUCAGUUUAAUGGGAAACACAGGAGAAUUUGUCAAUGGGUUAAGCCAAAUAACCUUUUUAAAACACACGACUCCUUUUAGGCAUUUUAUAUUGCAUCUGGGGAAUAGAGAUCAUCCAGUAGCACGCUGGUGUUUUUUUCCCCCACAGUGAAAUUAUAUUCUCAUGGUUUACAAUUUUGAGUUACUCUAGAGCUGAACUUUCAAGUUUACAUGUACAAUCACGACGUCACUAAAUGUCUGUACAACUCUUCAGAAAAUGUAAAGCACUAUGGAAAGUAAUACAUAUUACAAUUAUAGUAUAAUGGAAAACGUGAUACAAAUUAUUUUUAUUAAAGAGAAACAUGCCGUAAUCUAUAUUUGGGAGUUAGGGGAUAAGGGGGUGAUAUUAAAUACAGUAUUUAAAAUAUAAUAUCAGCUUUUUUAAUGUGACACUUAUCUGACCAAAAGCUGCAAGGGAAUAUCCAUAAAGACUUGCUGAGUUACAAUUUUUGGGGGGAAACAGCAUAAUUCAGUGGCAGAGCACACAAUAAAUGUGUAGAACCCCAUUCCAGAAAAUGCCAUCUGAAAGGAUUUUGGAGAGCAGGGCUCUUCUCUAACUGAGAUGAUCUUCCUGAGACCAUCGAAAGUUGCCACUGUUCAAAUAUUGAGUCUGUUGGACAAAUAGUCUGAUGGUAUAUGAUCUCCCUGAUGAAAUCAUCUUCUUAAACUGAUACCUCUUCUUUCUUCCAGCAGAUUUUACAAGGUAGCAUGGAAUGCACAAUCUCUACUAAAGACUAUAUAUAUAUAUAUAUAGAGAGAGAGAGAGAGGAUCAGUUGUUUUCAUGUUUCACAUUCCAUUUGUCCAGCAAACUCAAUUUGAUUAAGGAUAGCCAAUUAAAAGGCCUUUGGUGGAAUAAGAAUGAUGUUUGAACCUAAUGACUUUCCUGUUCUGUCCCUCUUUCUUAAAUGGUCUCAGCUGCUGCUACUGGACACAGUACUGACAAGAUGUCACACAUCUAAAUAACGUAAAGUUGCACAUACAAGAAGUUUGGAAGUUGUUGAUUGCCUUGUUAGUAUUAGAUAAAAAAUAACCAUUAGAUAUUAGCAGUGUUUGCUAAGAGGACAGAUAAGUUGGCACUUUGAUUUGUUGCAGGGUCUCAUUUUUUUGCUACUGAGCGUAGUUUCAGAUUGGGUAGCUGCUGUAAGGUGUCAUGAGUCUUCCAUCUUUUUAUUUUCUCAUCACUUCCAAGGACACAAUAUAGAUCACUUAGCAUUUGGGUGCAGUAUCUUUAAUUUGUACAUAAAUAAGAAAGGGAAUGCAGUUGUAUUUCGAAGACGGUGUGUUCCACAGAGGUUGGUCUUGGGAUGAUUCUGGCUUUUGCAAUUUGAAGUUGGUUGUUGAGAUUCAAAUUGGGCUUACUUAAGAACAUCCAGAUGUUUGUCAGGAUCACUUGGAUGCAGUGAAUUGGUACCUUUAUAAUUCAUUGCACGACUGUAGAUUUUGGAUGUCACAAUGGGCUGGCAAUGGUUGCUGGUGGCACAGACGUAGUGGUCAGUUGUUUUCCAUCUUACGGGGUUUUCAAACAAUCUUUCUGUAAAAUCAUUAUGGUAUCCAAAAUAUGGCUGUGUUACUUAGAAAAGAUAACACUGGAAUUGUAGGGGGAAAGAUAAAGAGACCUUGGUGAAAUGGACGAGAUAUUCCUCAACAUAGCUCCAAAUCAAGAAAAUACCAUUGAUGUACCAGAAGAAUUAAAUGGUCAAUAUUCAGAAUAUUCAAGAUCAGAGAUGAAUUAAUUUGACAUACUUGAUGCACUGGAACAGGUAGACUUCAUGGAUUUGAGCUCUUUCUCCUUGUCCUAGAUCAGUUCAUACUAAUGGCUGAAGCAGGGAGUCACAGGAAUAGAAGGGAAACUAAUUUCCUUAUAUGUGAAAACCUUAUGACCAAGAGCUGUGACAUCGUCCUAUGGACCUCUGAAGCGAGGUCUGUAAUGCAUGCCAGAUAAAAACGUACAAAGAUUUCUAGUCAUCUUAUGAUACUAACUGGACCCGUCAUUAAUGACAGCAAUCCAGUUCUCAAAUAAACACAAAGGUUUUUUUUGUUUAGUUAAUCCUAAUUGCAAUUGUCAGAAAAUGUGGGAUUAAGAAGAGCGAUCAAGAGCAAUAAGAGGAGACUGACAUGUUCAGAGGAAUAGCAAGGGAAAUGAAAUGUCGCUGAAGAGGAAGAAAUAGAAAAGCAAACGGUAGUAGAUGGAAGAAAAGGAAAACUGGAGAUGGGAAGUUGAAGGCUUUCAUGGCCAGCAUCCAUAGUUAUUUUAUGGGUUUUUCAGGCUAUGUGGCCA
Molecule: messenger RNA, 7565 nt
Organism: Sceloporus undulatus (fence lizard)
Lineage: Eukaryota; Metazoa; Chordata; Lepidosauria; Squamata; Phrynosomatidae
Product: mitogen-activated protein kinase kinase kinase kinase 4-like
Exons: 31
Coding region: 465-4172 (1235 amino acids)
Biological process (GO): protein phosphorylation
Molecular function (GO): ATP binding; protein kinase activity
Source: RefSeq, a predicted model, not a curated record